UGCACAAGUUUACACUAGUGAGAUAAGAAAGGCUAGGCCCCUAUAGGGUAUUUUGUUAUCCAAUUACUGCAACCUGACUUUUGGGGGAAGCGGACGAAUGGUAGGGGGAGGGAGAGAGAGAGGAAGAGUUUCCAAACUUGUCUCCAGUGACAGGAGACAUUUACGCUCAGGGAGAUAAAACUGCCACUUAGAGCCCAGGGGAGCUAAACCUUCCUGGGUUGGCCUGGGGGCUCGAGCAGAGUCAUGGAUUCCCUGGCCCUGCAGCUGUGCGCUCUCCUCUGCCUAGCGGCUCACUCUGCUUUUGGAAGCCCCAUCAUGAGCCUGGAGCAGUCGCCUCUGGAAGAAGACAUGCCCCUCUUCGAUGAUGUCUUCUCAGAGCAAGAUGGUGUUGACUUUGACACACUACUACAGAGCAUGAAGAAUGAGUUUCUCAAGACAUUGAACCUCUCUGACAUCCCUAUGCAGGAUUCAGCCAAGGUUGACCCACCAGAGUACAUGUUGGAACUCUACAACAAAUUUGCCAUGGACCGCACCUCCAUGCCAUCUGCCAACAUCAUCAGGAGUUUCAAAAAUGAAGAGUUGUUUUCCCAACCAGCCAGUUUUAAUGGGCUCAGAAAAUACCCUCUCCUCUUCAAUGUGUCCAUCCCCCACCAUGAAGAGGUCAUCAUGGCUGAACUUAGGUUGUACACACUGGUGCAAAGAGAUCGCAUGAUAUAUGAUGGAGUGGACCGGAAAAUUACCAUUUUUGAAGUACUUGAGAGCACAGAGGACAAUGAAGGUGAAAGAAACAUGUUGAUCUUGGUGUCAGAGGAGAUCUCUGGAACCAACAGCGAGUGGGAGACUUUCGACAUCACCAGUGCCAUCAGACGUUGGCAAAAGUCAGGUUCAUCCACCCACCAGCUGGAAGUCCACAUUGAGAGCAGACACGAUGAAAUUGAGGACACUGUCAGGGGACAGCUGGAAAUAGACAUUAGCGCCCAGAAUAAGCAUGACCCUUUGAUUGUCGUGUUUUCUGAUGACCAAAGCAGUGAGAAGGAACAGAAAGAGGAACUGAGUGACAUGAUCACCCAUGAACAACUUCUGAAUCUGGACAACCAGGGUCUGGAUGGUUAUUCCAGCGGUCCUGGGGAGGAGGCUCUGCUGCAGAUGAGAUCAAACAUCAUCUAUGACUCCACUGCCCGCAUCAGAAGGAAUGCCAAAGGAAACUACUGCAAGAGGACCCCGCUCUACAUCGACUUCAAGGAGAUUGGCUGGGACUCUUGGAUCAUUGCCCCGCCUGGAUAUGAAGCCUAUGAGUGUCGUGGUGUUUGCAACUACCCCCUGGCAGAGCAUCUCACGCCCACAAAACAUGCGAUUAUCCAGGCCUUGGUCCACCUCAAGAAUUCCCAGAAGGCUGCCAAAGCCUGCUGUGUGCCAACCAAGCUGGAGCCCAUCUCCAUCCUCUAUUUAGACAAAGGCGUUGUCACCUACAAGUUUAAAUAUGAAGGCAUGGCUGUUUCUGAGUGUGGCUGCAGAUAGGAGAGGAUUUGUGUUGCUUAUUUAAUAACUGUAUAUGUGUAU
Pipistrellus kuhlii (Kuhl's pipistrelle) is the source of this 1560-nucleotide messenger RNA. RefSeq names its product bone morphogenetic protein 10 (gene BMP10). Gene Ontology annotation, molecular function: cytokine activity; growth factor activity. The record is from RefSeq and is a predicted model, not a curated record. Gene Ontology annotation, biological process: BMP signaling pathway; SMAD protein signal transduction. Gene Ontology annotation, cellular component: extracellular region. The coding region runs from base 244 to 1518 and encodes 424 amino acids. Lineage: Eukaryota; Metazoa; Chordata; Mammalia; Chiroptera; Vespertilionidae. The transcript is spliced from 2 exons.